Electrophorus electricus (electric eel) is the source of this 847-nucleotide messenger RNA. The record is from RefSeq and is a predicted model, not a curated record. Lineage: Eukaryota; Metazoa; Chordata; Actinopteri; Gymnotiformes; Gymnotidae.
AUGGACAAGGAGAAUAAUGAGUCGCUGCGGAUUCAGAACGACAUACUACGACGAGAGGUUGAUGAUUUGAAAAUGAUGCUGUGUAUCGCGAAGGAGAACUUGGACCUUCGUUCUAAAUUGGACAGUUUUUCAGCCAAUGGCAGUGCCAUGGAAAAUGCAGGGAAGAAGGAGAGGAUUCGUUGGUAUGACUCUGUUGAUGAAAGCCAAUUCCGAAGCGGACUUCUCAAAAGGCCCCAUCGCACAUCGUCUCCUCUCAAUCUAUCAUCUGACAAAGAUUCACCAAACAGACCUCCUGUUCCCAUCAACGAGAUACCUAGCUGCUCUUUUUCCUACCAAAAAGUGAAAGAUCCAGAGCGGCUGGUCGGGGAGAUCGUCUUCCAGCUGGACCGUAGGAUCCUCUCCUACAUCUUCCAGGAGCAGCCCAGACUGUAUGGCUUCACUGUGCUCAACAUCGGAGACAAGAUAGUGCAGGUCUCUACACAUCCCAUUACCGGACAAGUGGAGGAGGCAUACAGGUUGGAGCUGACCAAGCGUCACACAGAGCUAACGGACAAGCUCUGUUCGCUGGGCUACAGCAGGACGCUUCACCCGCCAUUCGCAGAGUUCAUCAUCAACACGUAUGGCAUACUGAAACAACGCCCAGACCCGGCCUGUGAGCUGAACUACAACUGCCCGGACGUCCUGCGACGGGUGUUGGUUAUGACGGUCCCUCCAUGCCUCCUGAAGGAUCUGCUGCUCCUGUUUAGCUGCCUGUGCUACAUGGCCAGGACUGACAGAAAUCCGCUCUUCCAGUGGUAACUGUCAGCAUGGGAAAUAAAACUACACUGCGUGCCUUUUUGUGGUGCUA